AUGCCCAAGAGCAUGAUGGAGUUCAACAUCAACGCCAUCUUCACCGAAGUUCGUGGUCUUGCUCAGGCUUUUGGACCCGUUCGUGCAUUCGCAUACAUCGAAACCAAGGGCUUCCGGGCUCCGCGUUUCCGUGCCGAGUACUUCUCGGUGAAGACGGCCGACGAGGCCAUCGCUAUGUCUACCGACAAUGCUGAUGGCUACCACUCCGUGAGUACUCCCUUU
This is a messenger RNA of Aureobasidium namibiae CBS 147.97, 222 nucleotides long. RefSeq lists its product as uncharacterized. The transcript has a single exon. The annotation marks the transcript as partial. The record is from RefSeq and is a predicted model, not a curated record. NCBI's taxonomy places the organism in Eukaryota, Fungi, Ascomycota, Dothideomycetes, Dothideales, Saccotheciaceae.